Messenger RNA from Heterotrigona itama, 268 nucleotides. NCBI's taxonomy places the organism in Eukaryota, Metazoa, Arthropoda, Insecta, Hymenoptera, Apidae. The record is from the annotation of a GenBank genome assembly.
AUGACAACUACAUCCACCACAGCAAGAUCUACACUGACGGGUUGAAAAUGAAUCUUGGAGCUGGAUAUGCCAUUAUUACGAAUAAGGCCACAAAAUAACACAAAAUCUUCCCACAUUACCAUCCACUUUUACAACUGAAACUUACGCUACUCUCGAAGCGUUACAAUAUGCGCACUCAAACAAUGAGGCUCAGAUUGUUAUCUACACCGAUUCUAUGAGCGUAACAAGAACCCCAAUAAAAAAACGUAUGAUCAAGAAAAUUAACUAA